AUGGAUAUUAAAUUAAAGGUUUAAAUUUUGGAUUUAAUUGUAAAACCUGUGAAUUUUAUAGUAUAAAUCAUUAAAUCUUGAUAUGAAAGAUUGAGGAUUCUAAUUUUAAGAUUAUUUAAUUUUUUAAUUGCAUACAUGAUUAAAGGUAUUAUAUUUCUUUAAAUGGUGAAGACUGUUUUGAAAAUCCAAUAAAAAAUUGUCUUUAUGCUUUUGAAGUGUCAAGAUAUUAAAAAAAAAUAAAUUCAUUAGAUUAUUAAUUUACUCCAUAUUUUGAUAAUACUUAUGUAAUAUGUGGAUAAUGUUAACAAUAAUAUGCUUUUAAUGAAGAAACUAAUCUAUGCUAACUAUAAAAAUCAUCUGAUUGUUAUUAUAGUUAUUUAUCUGCAAUCACAUAAUUCGAAGAAGUAUGUUUGUUUGGACCUAAGAUAAAAUCAUAUAGAGAUCCUGUUUCAUUUAUUACAGAAAGUUCUUGUCUUAAUUAUAAUUGCCACAUUUGUAUAAUUGGAUAGAUUAAUAUUAAAGUAUCAUACUUAUGUCUUGAAUGCAAUAAUGGAUAUUAUGCAGAAAUAUUAACUGGUUUAUGUGUACCUUGCCCUUAAACAUUAAAAUGUUAAGUUUGUUAUUAAUAGAAUAAAAUAUCAAAAGAUAAAUGGAAGAAUUAAGUUCGUGCUUAUUAUAGAUAAGUAAUAGAUGAUGAUUUACAAUCACAUUCUUUUAUUGAUUAUGGUCUUAGUUAAAAUCCUAAUGAUUAUGAAAUUAUCUGUCAAUUUUGUUUAUAAGGAUAUGAAAUUCAUAACGAUAAAUGUAUAUAAGUGUGUUCAGAUACUUGUUUAAAAUGUAAAAUAAUUAAUGAUGAAAAUAUCUGUAUUGAAUGUCCAUCAAUUCAAGGAAAAAGAAGUUUAAGUUUACAUAAUAAUUAAUGUAUAUAAUGUUCUAGAAAUUGUGUAUUUUGUCGUUAAAGAGAAGAGGAUGAAAUCAAAUUAAUUAAUCCGAUAUUUAAUAAUCAAGAAUUUAAUUAUUAUUCAAAUUAGUGUUUAUAAAGAUAAAAAGGAUAUUUUGAUAAAGAUUUAAAAAUGUAUGUAGAUUGUCCUUUUUGGGAUUGUAUGAAAGAAAUAUAGAUUAAUUUAUACUUGCAUUGUUCUCAAGAAUAAUAUUACUAGUAAAUUUAAUCUUUAGAGAGAGAAGAAGAUGUUAGAAGUUAUAAACAAUCAAAUUUAUUAUUAGAUGAUUUAUUUUCAACAUCAAGUUUUCAAGAAGUAGAGUUUGUAUAUAAUUUUAGUUUGAAACACCAGAAUUUUAUUAGAUGGCCAAUGAAUAAGUAAUCAAAUCAAUUAUCAUUCGAAUUUUCAGUUUUGAAUCACAAACUUGCAUUAUUUAUAAUAAUAAGAGUAUUAAAUAAAAAUUUAGUUAAAACAUUUUCUCAGCCAUGUAUGUUAUUUAUUUAAAAUAGAAAUAUCUAACUUGAACUUUAUGGAAAUGGAAAUACAGUUUUUUUAUAUGAUAAGAUAAUAUCUAUUGUAAAUUUUAAGAAAGUCCAUAUUGAAGGUAUAAUAUUAUCACCAUUAUCUGUACAUAACCUUAAAUAAUUAUUUUUUCAUAGUGUUUUUGAAUAAACAGUAUAAUUAAUGGAUAUUCGUUAUGAGAGUAAUCUGAUAUAAGAUUAAUCAUAAAUUCUAAUAUGGAAUUCUACUAAUAUUCAUAUUGAUACAUUCUUCACUUAAAAUCUCAAUUUAACUGAUAUCUUUGCAUUUAUUAUAAUUGAGUAAAUAAAAAUGGUCUAAACUAUUCAUAUUUCAAACAUUAAGAUUAUAGAUUGUUACUUUAAAAGUCUUAGUGUAUUNAGUCAUUUUUGUUUAUUCAGAAUUUAAUCGUAGAUUCAAACCAUAUAAAUUACUUAAUCUUAAUAAUUUAGAUUUAUUUUUAGCUAAGGUUUGUAAAAUAUCUAUCAUUUUAGGAUUUGGUAUAUAUAUUGA
This is a messenger RNA of Paramecium primaurelia, 1973 nucleotides long. The record is from the annotation of a GenBank genome assembly. NCBI's taxonomy places the organism in Eukaryota, Ciliophora, Oligohymenophorea, Peniculida, Parameciidae.